GAAACUACAAGACGGUCCUUACACUGUUACACAAGCUAUCCCUAGGAAUCAAUAGGACAUUUCCUGCACGUGCACCAUACGGAUAUACCUUCUUUUAUGAACUGUCUUUUUCUUUAGGUUCCUAUAUUACAUAUGGGACAUCACGGUUCUGCUCUGCACAGACACAUUUUUCGGUGUAAGGUACAUUUUGAAGAAUAAUGCGCCCUUUUAUCUUUUAGUAGGUUUUGUUUUCCAGCGGAUUGUAUGUGAUCUGCAAUAAUCCCCAUCAUUUAUCCUCACUAUCGUAUAUCCAUUACACAACAUAUAAUAAAAAUAUGAAAAUUAAACAAGAAGACAUUUGUAAACAGACAAAAGCAGCGACAACGUGUGGCACGUGGGAUGGUGAUGGGAAAAAAGAACUUAGAAAAGUGAAAAAAAAGGAAAGAAACCGAGAAGCAGCCAGCAAGAGCCGACAGAAGAAUACACUGCGAGCCGACACGCUACACAAGGAGUUUGAGAAAUUAGAGAAGGACAAUGAUGCCCUGCGCAAGGAGAUUCAAAAACUGCACCAAGAAAAAACAUACUGGAAAAAAGUCUUAGAGCAACAUGAAGACACCUGCAUUCUUCUGUCACCGGAUAUCAUCAUGGAGUUACUCAAGCCAGAACCCUUGUUUUCCUCAAACGAUAUAGAAACAUUUACCGAUUUAUAAAUAUCAUAUUUGAUCAACUAAGAGACACCAUUUUUAUUGCUCCCCUAAUGUCGAUCUGCACUUCUACAAGUUGAAUACUCCUCCAAAAAGAUCUAUAGAAAGGUUUCUGUGGAAUCAACUUGGAAAUGCAAAAGCGUCUAUAUAGUCCUAGCGCCAGCAUGUUCUGUCUGCGGAAUGUCCACUGUGUGAACAUAUCCUAACAGCGAAUAUGGAAAACAAAAGGCAGAACUGCUUUUCCAUGCAUUCAUAUAUGUUAAAUGCUACCAAAUAUUUAUCCAAACUUGAUGCCUAGUUUGACAAAAUGUGAAGUGGAAAAAAUCUUUAAAAGGGGAGAUUUAUCAAAACCUGUCCAUAAUUGAAGUUGCCCAGUUGCCCAUGGCAACCAAUCAGAUUGCUGCUUUCAUUUUGCAGAGGCCUCGUUAAAAAUGAAAGAAGCGAACUGAUUGGUUGCAGUGCCGCCCAGCUCAUCAAUAUUCCUCCCCUCCCUCUGCCUCUCCCUCUUCUCCCCGCUCUGUAAUGAAGAGGGAGAGGCAAAGGGAGGGGAGGAAUAUUGAUGAGCUGGGUGGUGCUGCGGCCGACAGCGCUGACAUCAGAGUGCCAGUUACCCCACCUGUGCCAGUUAGCAAUUAAUUAGCAUAUAGGGAAAAAACGAAGAUAUCGGCCGAACGGUCGGGUUAGUGCGGGGGGGACCAAGCUGACAGUUUUCCUUUAAACAAUUCUCAUAAAGGAGGUUUCACACUCAGCAUUUUGUGGCAGUUUUUAGAGCCAAAGUAUAAAUCCAUACUUUUUCAUGACUCUUAAAUCUACUUCUGGCUUUGGCUCAAAAAAACUGAAUGAAAAACUUCCCCAAAAAGCUGUGUGUGUGUGUGAAACCACCGUAAAAGCUGUCGAACCAGCACAUAAUACUGUGUGAUGUGUAACCCUGACCUUAAAGGAGUA
Messenger RNA from Hyla sarda, 1628 nucleotides. RefSeq names its product basic leucine zipper ATF-like transcription factor 2 (gene BATF2). The transcript is spliced from 3 exons. Bases 315 to 689 code for a protein of 124 amino acids. NCBI's taxonomy places the organism in Eukaryota, Metazoa, Chordata, Amphibia, Anura, Hylidae. Gene Ontology annotation, cellular component: nucleus. Gene Ontology annotation, biological process: regulation of transcription by RNA polymerase II. Gene Ontology annotation, molecular function: DNA-binding transcription factor activity, RNA polymerase II-specific; RNA polymerase II cis-regulatory region sequence-specific DNA binding. The record is from RefSeq and is a predicted model, not a curated record.